GGAUGUGUAUGUCUAUGUCUGAGUGCUGUAUCCUGCAGUGCCUCUGGCAUUAGCGACAGUUAGGGAAGUUAGUAACAACUACUACAGUAAAAGAGUACAGAACAUUAGUUGCUGUUGGAGAGACGCCACACGGACCAAGCCUUUUAGUCUGGGAAGACCCAGAACAGAGUAGGAUUUCUGAGGAUAUCCUUCCUUCCCAUCUAUAGUAUCUGGACUGAGGAGGGACUCCACCUGUAACGUUGUGAUGGUGAUUAAGUGCUAACCUGGGUGUGCGCCAUAACGGUGAAACUGGAUGAACACAGGCCUGCAGCCAGACAGCCUACUGAGGGACCAUGAUGAGGAGGGGAGAGGAGCGAGAGGACAUCACCACUCUCAUCUCCAUGACUAACACUGCAGACCACAGCUACGGGAGCAUGGAUACUGGGAUUUCUCAGGUCAGCUCUGGGGCCAAAAAUGUGUUCAGCGAUGGCAUCACUCGCAUUGACUUUGUGUUAGUUUGGGAGGAGAGUUUAGCUGUGUUGAAGGAUGGCGCAUCAGAGAAAGACAAGUCAAGUCACGCCACCCAAGACUCACACAGGAAGUGGAGGGAAGACUUCCUGUCCAGACUUCAAGCAGCCGGCAUCGACCAGGAGAUGCGGGAAGUUCUUCAAGCUAAGAAGAAAAUCUCCUAUGUGCUCCUGAGCGCCCCCUGGAGUGUCCUUUGCUACUACGCUGAGGAGAUCAGUCUCCGGGUCCCUCUGCAGAUGGUAACCACACCAAACUACAACUGGUCAGAGAGGAUGCUAGAGAAAACAAAAAUCCCAAACCUCAUGAGCCAAGACGUGCCCAGCAUGCCCCUGGACUAUUACACCUGCCUGUUUCGCACCAACAAACUGGAAAGGUUUCUGGGCAGUGAGAAUAAGGAGACGUUCUUCAAGACUACCCAAAGACACCAAGUACUGUAUGAGAUUUUAGCACGGACACCUUAUGGGGCAUUAAAAAGAGGAGAGGUGGGAAUCGAAAGGCUGCUCAGCGAAAAUGCCUUCUCUGCUGCAUACCCCCUGCAUGAGGGUCCAUUUCAGAUGCCAGAGGGGGAGGCAGUGGACCCUCAGUCCUUGAGCAUGAGGCAGAUCCUCCACCAGUAUUGGGCUCGCUGGGCCAGCUGGAAGAAUUACCAGCCACUGGAUCACAUCCGAGAGUACUAUGGAGAGAAGAUAGCGCUGUACUUUGCCUGGCUGGGGUUCUACACAGGCUGGCUGCUCCCAGCAGCUGUGGUCGGAACACUGGUCUUUCUGUUUGGGAUCUGGCUGAUGGUCACUGAUGCGCCAGCGCGGGAGAUCUGUGAGAGCAAGGAUGAAUUUGUCAUGUGUCCUCUGUGCAAAAUCUGCUCCUACUGGAACCUAUCCAGCAUCUGUACCACCUUCAAGGCAGGGCUGUUAUUUGACAAUGGGGGAACGGUAUUCUUCAGUAUUUUCAUGGCUCUAUGGGCUGUCACUUUCCUGGAAUACUGGAAGCGCACCAGUGCAGUGCUGGCCCACCGAUGGGACUGUUCAGAGUUUCAGGAAACUGAGGAGCGCCCAAGGCCAGAGUUCACUGCCACAGCGCCUAUGACCCUGCGGAAUCCUGUGACUGGUGCAGAGGAGCCUUACUUCCCAAAGCGACGCCGCUUCAACCGCACCCUGACCGGCGGCAUGGUCAUUAUGAUCAUGGUAUCCGUAGUGCUGAUGUUUGUGGUGGCAAUCAUCCUUUACCGGGUGAUUCUGAGCAUCAUCAUUUACAAAUCUCACAAUGUCUUCUUGAUCUUUUCUGCUGGUCGGAUAGCCAGUCUCACAGGGUCCGUGCUGAACCUUCUGGUGAUCCUCAUGCUCUCCCGGGUCUACAUCUACCUUGCCCAGGUCUUAACGCGUUGGGAGAUGCACCGCACACAGACAAAAUAUGAGGACAUGUUUAUUCUCAAGGUCUUCAUCUUCCAGUUUGUCAACUUCUACUCCUCCCCGGUCUACAUUGCCUUUUUCAAAGGCCGGUUUGUUGGUUACCCUGGCAACUACUACAAUCUCUUGGGAAUACGGAAUGAGGAUUGCGGUGCUGGGGGCUGUCUCAUUGAACUGGCCCAGGAGCUACUGGUCAUCAUGGUGGGAAAACAGGUCAUCAACAACAUUCAGGAGUUUAUCAUGCCAAAACUAAAGUCUUGGUGGCAGAAGCACAAGAUCCAUCCUAAGGUUAGAGCUGACAAUGGGAAGGUGAAAGAGGGAGGACAGACACAGGAUGCUGCACCCUGGGAGACCGACUAUGAGCUCCUGCUGUGUGAGGGACUGUUCGAUGAAUAUCUGGAAAUGGUGUUGCAGUUUGGCUUCAUUACCAUCUUUGUGGCGGCAUGUCCACUUGCCCCGCUGUUUGCCCUGAUCAAUAACUGGGUAGAGGUGCGUCUGGACGCGCAGAAGUUUGUGUGUCAGUACAGACGGCCCGUAGCGGAGAGGGCUCAGGACAUUGGAAUCUGGCUGGACAUCCUGCAAGUCAUCACCUACUUUGCUGUCAUUAGUAAUGCCUUCCUGAUAGCUUUCACUUCUGACUUCCUGCCUCGCCUCUACUACCGCUACAACAAUGAUGGAAACCUUCAGGGUUAUGUUAACUUCACUCUGGGUACUUCCCCAAGCAACUUUAACGCCAACAACACGCAAUGCAGAUAUCGAGGAUACAGGGACAGAAAUGGGCAUUUUCGACCGGAGUACUUCCACCUUCUGGCUUGCCGGCUGGCCUUUGUCAUCAUUUUUGAGCAUGUUGUGUUCUUAAUCGGUCGUUUGAUUGACUUCAUGGUCCCUGAUAUACCUGAGGAUGUGGAGAUCAAAAUUAAGAGGGAGCACUACAUGGCCAAGGAGGCCCUGGCUGAGAACGAGGCUUUGGGUAAGGUUGUCGUCCUACUUGAAAAGGAGAAUCUGUCCACUGAGCUGCGACACAGAGCCAAACCUCAAACUUCCACAGCGUCUCCACCCCGGGAGAGCAACUCACCACCACCCUUACUGAAUCCAAUCCCAGAGGACCCAGACAGAUCACCGCUCUAACCCCUGACCUCCCCAGGGGUCGUAUGGGCGCCAGCUCAAUGUCACAUGAUGGUGUGAUGAGACUUAUUUUUCAGCUCUGUGUUUCUAACAAUCUUCAGUGACAUGGACAGGUACAGUCAUGACUGUAAGACUAAGAAGGCAAAUAACAGGACUAAUCCUUUCUCAGGACAGACUGCAGUGAGUUUGAGGCUUUGCAUUGUGCUUACUGUACCCAUAUUGAGCAGCAGUAUCACCCCCACUCUAACCAUGCAGCAAAUGUGUGGACUACUAGAGAACUGUGACUAGACUAGUCUUUCGAAUGAAUCGUUAGACGGGAGUCCUGACUCUGUGGUCAUAGAAAAUUCCAUUGCACUUAUCGUAAGAAUAGGGGUGAUAACCACGGUGUCUUGGCCAAAUUCUCAACCUGGCUCCAUUCAAUCAUGGCCACCUAAUCAUUCCCCUGAUUUCCAAUUGCCAUAUAUCACUCCUCACCUCUCCACCAUGAUAGCUGCUGUGUGAGUGUUCUGGCACAAAAUGGUUGCUGUGCAUCACCCAAAUGGGUGCUACACACUGGUGGUGGAAGAGGUGAGUUCCCCCCUUUAAUAUGUAAAGCACUAUACAAAUCCAAUCAAUCAAUUACUACUAGAGAAAUGUCUCUUUCGGUGAAGCUGCUCAGUCCUUAACUGAAUAAUAUAAUUACUUUUUGGGGUUGGCAGUGAACUCACUUCAUGUUCCAGGAGUUAUAGUCUUCCCGUUCAGUUCCCCCCCCCAAAUAUACUGUAUAUUUACUGUAUGAAGCAGCAUGAAGAAAUAAGCGCACAGACUGGAAUCAACUGAAGUUUUUAUUUAACUAACACAAUUAUGAUACAUGUGUGUAUAUAUAUAAACUCAGCAAAAAAAGAAACGUCCUCUCACUGUCAACUGCGUUUAUUUUCAGCAAACUUAACGUGUGAAUAUUUGUAUGAACAUAACAAGAUUCAACAACUGAGACAUAAACUGAACAAGUUCCACAGACAUGUGACUAACAUAAAUGGAAAAAUGUGUCCCUGAACCAAGGGGGGGUCAAAAUCAAAAGUAACAGU
Messenger RNA from Salmo salar (Atlantic salmon), 4099 nucleotides. It is a transcript of the gene ano7, whose product is annotated as anoctamin 7. Gene Ontology annotation, molecular function: protein dimerization activity; chloride channel activity. Gene Ontology annotation, cellular component: plasma membrane. Gene Ontology annotation, biological process: chloride transmembrane transport; calcium activated phospholipid scrambling. The record is from RefSeq and is a predicted model, not a curated record. NCBI's taxonomy places the organism in Eukaryota, Metazoa, Chordata, Actinopteri, Salmoniformes, Salmonidae.